Conger conger (European conger) is the source of this 1072-nucleotide messenger RNA. Its product is annotated as transmembrane protein 45A-like. The transcript has 5 exons. The record is from RefSeq and is a predicted model, not a curated record. Bases 1 to 828 code for a protein of 275 amino acids. NCBI's taxonomy places the organism in Eukaryota, Metazoa, Chordata, Actinopteri, Anguilliformes, Congridae.
AUGGGUAAUUUUAAGGGCCACGCCCUGCCUGGCAGCAUGUUCCUGGUGGUGGGGCUGUGGUGGGCUGGGAAGUCGUCCUUCUGGUACGCCACCCGCAGUAAGCAGAGUGCAGCACACCUGAGCAGCAGGGCUGUUCAGCGCCGCCUAGAGGUCAUUGAGGGCGCCACCAUUUUGUCUUUCUCUGUGAUUGGGAUGCUGGCGGAACAGUUUUCUGCACACGGGCCACGGCUGCAUCUCUAUGACUACGCUGAGCGCCAGUGGCACUGCCUGAUGAACUGGCAGCAUGCCACCAUGUACCUGUUCUUUGGCCUGGCAGGGGCCGUGUCUCUGACCGUCCAUGCCACCGGCUCUGCCCCGCUCGCCCUGGACCGCAUGCUGCUUGGCGUGGCAUUCUUCACUGAGGGGUUUCUGUUUCUGCACCACCUGCAUGGGCGGGCCAUGCUAGACGCACACAUUCACCAGCUGCUGCUCUACGCCGUGUUUGGAGGGGCGGCGACCGCGUGCCUGGAGGUCUUCCACCGGGGGAACGUCCUGCUGGAGCUGCUGAGGGCCUCGCUCUGCCUGCUGCAGGGCAGCUGGCUCUGGGAGAUUGCCUUUGUUCUUUACCCGCCCAGUGGGGUGGCAGAGUGGGACCUGAAGGACCACAGCAACCUGAUGUUCGUCACCAUGUGCUACUGCUGGCACUUUGGCUUCUCCCUCCUCACUGUGUCUGCAGUGUACUGCACUGUGUGCUGGGUGGUACAGUCUAAGCUGAAGAGGACUCAACCAAUGGAACUGGGACUAUUGAAAACCACAGACAAGGAGCAGGAGUCCGAAGAUGAGAUCUAGUGUCUGUCCUCACAUAAAAACACAUUAAUGCACACAGACACACACACACACACACACACACACACACUUACACACUUCUGCAUUCAUGCAUACACAUUUGCUCAAGCACAUCACUGGAAAGUGGGUCUCAGGAUGAGAAGAGCCAAUCAUCUGUCCGCUCCUCUGAGUACAGGGUUUGUGUGAGAGCCCUCAGACACUGCCUUCAUGCACAGGGUUUGUGUGAGCGCUCUCAGAGACUGCCUUC